Closterium sp. NIES-65 is the source of this 843-nucleotide messenger RNA. The record is from the annotation of a GenBank genome assembly. NCBI's taxonomy places the organism in Eukaryota, Viridiplantae, Streptophyta, Zygnematophyceae, Desmidiales, Closteriaceae.
AUGGGAGCUUCUCCUGGUUUCACGGCCUUCCUCGCAACCUCCUGGGCGGUCAUUUUCGUGGGUAAUUUACUCCUGGCGCUGCUUCUACCCGGCCUACUCGCUCGAGAGUUCCUGAAGCGGUACGCCAAGCGCGAUAUACUGGAGGCAGCUAAAGUGGGUUACUCUAUAGCGGGGCAGCGGAGAGGAGGGCGAGUGGUGGUGCUGCGAGGGCGAGUGAGCCUGCCUGCAUCGCCAGCAUCCAUGCCAGGAGGGUCCAGUCUCGAUGGGGAUCAGGGUUUCCUCAUCAUGAGCACAUCCCUCCAGUCGUACCACUCCCGCCGAGCCACAGCCUUCUAUCGCCGCCGGGAGCACCUGCGGCAGAUCCUGGCCGUCGAUUUCCGCAUAUCCGACGCCAGCGGGGACAGCAUCCUCGUGUGCGGGCGGCGGGCGGCGGACCGGGGGAAACUGGCGGCAUUUGUGCAGCACGGGACGGUGGUGCCUUUGGCGUCUAGCAAGCGGAUCAUCGGCUUCCUGGAUACUUCCUGGCUGGAGCAGGAGCAGCAGUUUCUGGAGACCCAUCCAAACCUUCAGCCAUCGGAUCUUGUCAUUUCCCGGGGAAUGGUCACAGAGGGGCAGACGGUGAGCGUGAUGGGUCUGCUAAGAGAAGCGAGACCUCUCGAGGAUGACGGGGAGACGAUUCGCAGCAGCAGCGUGUGGUCUACAGCUCAGGAGGGUCUGGUGCUGGAGCCGCUCUGCUCGCCUGUGAACGUGGGAGAAUUCUUCCUCUGCUGGGGCUUCUUUCCUGUCUACUUCCCCACGUGGGUGUCGGGGCUACUGAUCUCAGACAAUCAAGGGCUGUUCUAA